AUGCAGACUUAGUGUUGAAAUAUCAUAAAAGCACAGAAUAUAUUUGGAAAAUUGAUUACAAAUUUCAGAAGAUGACUGAGCAAUGUGACUCUGUGGUGGUCAUCAAGGCAAAACCCAUUCGUAAAAUUUUCAAGGCUCCUGUGAGGGCUAGUAAAAUUCCUGAGGAACUCUUGAACGAUCCUUUACUGAACUCUGCCAUAGCAGCCUUACCGUCAAAUUAUAAUUUUGAGAUACACAAGACAAUAUGGAGAAUCAGGGAGUCCAAGGCGAAACGAGUGGUUCUCCAAAUGCCAGAAGGUCUUCUAAUGUAUGCCACAACUAUAGCAGACAUCAUCGAAGACUUCACUGAAGCAGAAACUGUUAUUAUGGCUGAUGUUACUUAUGGAGCCUGUUGUGUGGACGAUUACACUACACGAGCAUUGGACGCAGACUUUCUGAUCCACUAUGGACACUCGUGCCUUAUACCUGUAGAUCAGACUGCUGAUAUCAAAGUGCUCUAUGUGUUUGUUAAUAUAAAAAUCGAUAUUGCACAUUGCGUAGAUUGUCUGCGAGUCACUCUACCUGUUACUACAAAGUUAGCACUAGUCAGUACAAUACAAUUUGCUACAACGGUACAAGCAGUAGCAUCAGAAUUGAGGAGAGAAGGUUACGAAGUUUCAGUGCCGCAGAGCAAACCACUUAGUCCUGGAGAAAUUUUAGGAUGCACAGCUCCACAAGUUCGCUGUGCUGAUGCAAUAAUGUACAUAGGGGAUGGUCGUUUUCACUUGGAAGCUGCAAUGAUUGCCAAUCCUAAGCUGAGGGCGUUCAAGUACGAUCCGUACGCGAAAAAAUUGACCGAGGAGUUCUACGAUCACGAAAGGAUGCUGAAGACUAGAUACGAGGCGAUACAACGUGCCGCAAAAACCGACAAAUAUGCUUUAAUACUCGGCACUUUGGGCAGGCAGGGCAGUCCUAAUGUACUGAAAACCUUGCAGAAUAGAAUUAAUGCCUUGGGAAAGGAAAAUGUUGUAAUAUUGCUCUCGGAAAUAUUUCCAGACAAGAUCAAACUGUUCAAAGGCAUCGAUGCCUUUAUACAAAUUGCAUGUCCACGAUUGAGCAUCGACUGGGGUGUUGCGUUCGAGAAACCAUUCCUAACACCAUACGAAGGUGCUGUUGCUCUUAGGAUGGCCGAGUUUGACAUGGAACAACCCUAUCCCAUGGAUUUUUACGCAAAUAUCAGCCUCGGGCCAUGGACCGCUAAUCAUAAGGAAUCUGAAUUAGAAAAAACAGACGCUUGUUGCGUGAUUAAUCAACAACCCAAUCCUAACAUUCGCAAAAGGGGAAAAGAAUAUACUAUGCGAUCUAAGGUGACAAACGAGAACACGUGGGAGACAAAGUGGACGACGGAAUCAUCGCAGGGAGGUAGAGGCGUGCGACGAGCGACGAAAAGAACGGAAUCGUCGGGACUGAAAUUGUCAAAACCAUCUAGAGGAAAUACGGCACGGGAGAAAACCCUCAGGAGGCUGGAGAGCAAUGAACGCGAGCGCAUGCGAAUGCAUAGCCUGAAUGACGCGUUUCAAUCUCUACGCGAGGUGAUUCCGCACGUCACAAAAGAGAGACGACUUUCAAAGAUCGAGACACUAACUCUGGCUAAGAAUUAUAUAGUGGCCCUUACGGAUGUGAUAUGCGCCAUGAGAAGUGAGGAGGAUCAGCAGACGAGCGGCUCCGAAGCUCAAGAUUCAUCGAACGGGGAACAGCGAUUAGAAUCGGCCGCCGUUCGCGUGAAUAUUCCUAUCGCCUCCAGAUCUUGCGCUUCGGAAACUCAGAACUUUUAUCAGAGUAAGCAUUCACGAUGGGAGAACGAUCAGAACAACGUUACUGGUCUCUGAAAAGUUAAAUGAUGAUCGAUAUGAAAUACGAAUUGAGAAUUUCAUGAAUGGUAUUUCGACUACUGGUCUUCCUUCCUUAAUCUGUGCAUGCGUUUGCGUUUAAUAAAAAUAAUUCAACGCAUAUGUGUACAUCUUACAAUUAGCGAAAGUAAAAUGAUAUUUUAUGACUGAUAUAAUAAUUUAAGGAAAUACUAAAUGUGUGCCAAAGAAAGACAGUAUUCAUUAUUGCAGAAAUGAGUAAAAGGGAAUAUUAUAUAAAUAAUAAUAUUAUAUUUUAUUUUAAAAAA
This is a messenger RNA of Nylanderia fulva, 2155 nucleotides long. NCBI's taxonomy places the organism in Eukaryota, Metazoa, Arthropoda, Insecta, Hymenoptera, Formicidae. The record is from RefSeq and is a predicted model, not a curated record.